UAUUAGUUUUAGGUAUAAAUAAUGAUCCAUUGAUUACCCCUUGCUGACCGGACUUUUCCUUAAAGUGUGAAUAAAUCAAAGUUUAAUCACUGAAAAUGUUUUGAAACAAUCACUCAUGGCUGAAUGAGCCGAUGAUGGGUAAAGACUGGAAACCAUCUGAACUCUUGGUUUAAGAAAAGCACAAAUUUGUAUUUAAGAAUCAUUUGAUUUAAAUGAAGGAGUUUCUAUGUAUCAAGUAUGGAGAUUUGCACUACUUGUGUUGUUUUAUUAGAGAAUAUCAGCUUCUUUAGUCGUUGAUCUGAGCUUAAAAGCACAUUGAAUGUUCGGGUUGUUCAUUAAAUGCACUGAUUUCCUCUGAUCCGGUGGAAUGUUGCUGAAACACCUGAGUGUGACUUCAUGACGUAAGCUGGGAGGGAUGAGGGGAAGUGGGAGGAGGAAGUGACCCAGAGGAAGUUUUAGUUUUAGUGGCAGAUGAGGAUCCGAAAGGCAGCAGAGGUUACACAACCGGCGCUAGUUUCACAGAGAGAACCGUCGAUCCUAAAGGAGCGGAGCGCAACGUUGGGGAGGAGAUGGACGCCGUGCAGUCGGCGGGGAUGGCGGAGCUGGAGGGGCUGGAGUUUGGAAAGUCGGACUUUGUGCUGCUGGAUGAGGUGACGAUGGAGCAGUUCAUGGAGAACCUGAAGCUGAGGUUUGAAAAGGGGCGGAUCUACACCUAUAUCGGGGAAGUGGUGGUGUCCGUUAACCCAUACAGACAGAUGGACAUUUACGGCAAAGAAGCCAUCGAUGCGUACCGAGGCCGAGAGCUGUAUGAAAACCCUCCUCACCUGUAUGCGGUGUCCGACGCUGCCUACAAAGCCAUGAAAAGACGAGCUAAAGACACCUGCAUCGUCAUCUCAGGUGAGAGCGGUGCAGGAAAAACAGAAGCCAGUAAAUACAUCAUGCAAUACAUCGCAGCCAUCACAAACCCCAGUCAGAGGGCGGAGGUGGAGAGCGUGAAGAAUGUUCUGCUGAAGUCUAACUGUGUGCUGGAGGCCUUCGGGAACGCCAAGACCAACCGCAACGACAACUCCAGCCGCUUCGGGAAGUACAUGGACAUAAACUUUAACUUCAACGGGGAUCCCACAGGAGGACACAUCAACAACUACCUGCUGGAGAAGUCCAGGGUGGUCCAGCAGCAGGGAGGGGAGAGGAACUUCCACUCUUUCUACCAGCUGCUGCGCGGAGGCACUGAGGAGAUCCUGAAGUCAUUUCACCUGGAGAACGACCCUGCACUCUACACCUACACCAGAGAGGGCGCUGCAGCUGCUACAACCAACAACGACCGAUCGAACCACAAAGCGGUGAUGAGUGCCCUCGAUGUGAUCGGCUUCUCAAAGGAAGAAAUCAACUCCAUCUACCAGAUCCUGGCUGCCAUUUUGCUCUUGGGUAACGUGGAGUUUGGGAGCGAAGGUGAGAUCGUUCAUAUUGUGGAUCAGGACACAGUGACCCACAUCUCAGAACUGACGGCCACGGACCCGGAAUCCGUCACCAAGGGCCUGCUUUACCGGACCGUGGCGACCGGCGGCGGUGAUGUCAUCGAGAAGGGGCACACAGAGAAGGACGCCUGCUUCGGUCGGGAUGCCUUCGCCAAGGCGCUGUACGAGAGGCUCUUCGGCUGGAUCGUCAGCCGCAUCAACGGCAUCAUCGAGGUGAAAGACUACAACCCAGUGCUUCAUGGGAAGAACACGGUCAUAGGAGUGCUGGACAUCUACGGCUUUGAGAUCUUUGACAACAACAGUUUUGAACAGUUCUGCAUCAACUACUGCAACGAGAAGCUGCAGCAGCUGUUCAUCGAGCUGAUCCUCCAGCAGGAGCAGGAGGAAUACCAGAGAGAGGGAAUCACCUGGCAGCAUAUUGAUUACUUCAACAACCAGAUCAUCGUGGACCUGGUGGAGCAGCAGCACAAAGGGAUCCUCUCCAUUCUAGACGAGGCUUGUCUCACUGUUGGGAAGGUGACCGACACAGUCUGUCUGGAGAGCAUGGACACCAAGCUGGCUCAGCAUCCUCACUACACGUCCCGCAAGCUCAGUCCCACCGAUAAAACCAUGGACUUCCAGAAGCACUUCCGCAUCCGCCACUACGCUGGAGACGUCACCAGGGCUGGAUGCGCUGGAAGACACUCAGCCUUCAGUUUUCUCACACUUUGUGAGGUUUUGCUGCUUUUCCACAUGUCUAACAUCCUUGCUUUGCUUUGUGUGUUUUAUUUCUUUAAGGAGCCGUACUACGUGCGAUGCAUAAAACCCAACGAGAUGAAGUCACCGGUUCUGUUUGACGACGCGCGCUGUCAGCACCAGGUGGCCUACCUCGGCCUGCUGGAGAACGUGAUGGUUCGCAGGGCCGGCUUCGCCUACAGGCAGCAGUACCCGCGCUUCCUACAGAGGUAUAAAAUGACCUGCGAGUACACCUGGCCCAACCACCUGAUGGCCACAGACCGGGAGGCUGUGGAGGCCAUCAUCACGCAGCACGGUUUCCAGGGCGACGUGGCGUACGGCCACACGAAGCUGUUCGUGCGAACGCCGCGGACUCUGUUUACCCUGGAGCAGGAGAGAGCCACCCUCAUCCCCAUCCUGGUGCUCUUCCUGCAGAAGGUGUGGCGAGGCGCUCUCGCUCGUCUCAGGUGCCGGCGGAUGCGAGCCAUCUACGCCAUCAUGGGCUGCUACAAGCGCUACAAAGUGAAGGCCCACUUCUGGGAGGUGGAGCGGAGGUUUGCGGGCGUGCGCACGAUGCCGGACUACGGGAAGAGCGUGGAGUGGCCGGUGCCGCCCGCAGCUCUGGCCCAGUUUCACAAGAUCACCACCGCGCUACAUCGCAGGUGGUGGGCGAGGCAGAUCGUGAAGAACAUCCCUCCGUCUGAGAUGUUGGAGGUUCGAGCUAAAGUGGCAGCGCUGACCUCUCUGAGCGGAGAGAGGAAGGACUGGGGACUCGGCCGAGCCUGGGAGAGAGACUACCUUUCAAACGCGCGGGACUGCCCUCAGACCAGCUCUGCCUUCGUCAGAGUCUCCAAAGAGCUGAAGAACAAAGAUGGCUACGCUCAGGUUGUCUUCUCCGGCUUCUGUAGGAAGGUGAACAGAUUCAAUAAAAGCACAGACCGAGCUCUGCUCGUCACGGACAAGUACGUCUACAAAUUAGAGCCGAAGAAGCAGUACAAGGUUCUGAAAAGGCUUCCUUUGGACUCGUUCACAGGGCUGAGUGUGACCAGUGGGACUGACCAGAUGGUGGCGCUCCACACGUCCACACAGGAUGACGUUCUACUGUGUCUUCAGCAAGGCGAGCUGUGCCCCAACCAGGAUCGAGUGGGAGAGCUUGUUGGAUCCAUGGUGGACCACUUCACACGCAUCAGGAAAGGUCUGCUCCCCGUGAAGGUCUGCCGCUCGGCGCUGCAGCUCCACAUGCGAGGCAAACCCAAGAGCGUCACCGUGGAAACCAAAGCGGGGCAGACCGUCGCAGACUUCAAGAAGAGCCGAGACGGUUUCAUCCUGCUGGUUCCCGAUAAAUGAGGGGAACUUCUUCUUCAGCUUCGCCGCACAUCCCCACCCCAUAGGGAGCAGAACCCGGUUCAUCUAGCCUGAGCUGCACGCAGAGAAACGACGAGGUGUUAGCCAAACUAUACAGACUCUUAAAUCUGCUACAAUACUGAGACGUUUCACAUGAUUUCUGCUUUUUUUUAUAGGAUGUUUUUUAAAAUAUAGUCUAGAAAUAUAAUAAAUGAUAACUAUUGAUAACAAAA
Cyprinodon tularosa is the source of this 3766-nucleotide messenger RNA. It is a transcript of the gene myo1g, whose product is annotated as myosin IG. NCBI's taxonomy places the organism in Eukaryota, Metazoa, Chordata, Actinopteri, Cyprinodontiformes, Cyprinodontidae. The transcript is spliced from 20 exons. The record is from RefSeq and is a predicted model, not a curated record. Bases 570 to 3536 code for a protein of 988 amino acids. Gene Ontology annotation, molecular function: actin filament binding; ATP binding; microfilament motor activity. Gene Ontology annotation, biological process: actin filament organization; vesicle transport along actin filament. Gene Ontology annotation, cellular component: myosin complex; actin cytoskeleton; plasma membrane.